UAGACGUAACGCUACGCACAACUUCUGCAUCACCACGGGGAAUGUCUCCAGUCAAAAGUGGCUAUGGCGUGAUGAAGAUGCAACGGAGGGUUCGCAUUGCGCCAUCGUGGGAGGCGACGGUCCGCCCGACGGCCCUUGAACGUGCCCUCCUCACAUCUUCACAUCCACAGACUCAAAAGCAGGCCGUCCGCAUGCGACUGCGCCGAAUUUCUCCACCCAGCACGCCCACACCACGCCCGUCUACACUUGAACCGCCCAACGUCGCUCAGGUCUUGUCGCAUCGCUUACCGGAACCUUGUCCCGAGAGCAGAGACCCUUGGAUCGAGCUCGCACGCGAUUUUACCCCAGAAUCUCGACACGACCGCCCGCUUCAUGAUUACGCCCUGCUUGGCUACCGCGAGUGCACCUUGCAACUGAGCCCUUGUGCAAUCCUGCCGCCAUAUCCCCCAAGAUGGCGUCAAACAUCACCCACACUGUCGAAGCCGUCGCCGUCGAUCGCAAUCGCGCGCCCGCUCUCUCCAAUACCCCCAGACGCAGGCGCAUGUCCUGGCGCACCCAGCUGCCGCCCUCCGACCACGCCACGGCUACUUCUACCGACCCCCAUACCGCCCUAAUGCAUGGCCACGACCACGAGCGCCUGUCGGAGCGGACCAGACACUUGCACCGAGACAGCGUCGACGAUGUCGAAGAAGCCCUCGCAGCAAAGUCCAAGAAGAUUGAGAGGAUGAUCCCGCCCUAUCUCGCCCAGCACAUACCACAGCAGUACAAUCCUCUCGGGGGUAACAGAGACGGCACAGAUGCCCCGCUCCUCAAUGCGAAUACAAAGUACUGCUACCGCCACCGCCCAGACCUGCUGUGUCGCCGACAGGCAGACGAGCCCUCCAUGGAGCAGCUGCAAGACGAGCUUGGGAGGGAGUCACAGACAGAUCAGCAGAGCAUCGCCAACGUCUGGUCGCUCUUCUCCGCCGCCCCCUCGCGCCACCGCAACCUCAUGCUGCAGGGCAUCCUCGCCCAAUGCUGCUUCCCCCAGCUCUCCUUCGUCUCGUCGUCCGUCCGCAAUCUCAUCAAGAUCGACUUCCUCGCCGCACUGCCCACCGAGCUGGGCUUCAAGAUUCUCUGCUACCUCGACACCACCUCACUAUGCAAAGCCUCUCAGGUCAGUCGAAGAUGGAGACAGCUGGCCGACGACGACGUUGUUUGGCACAAGAUGUGUGAGCAGCACAUUGACAGGAAAUGCACAAAGUGUGGGUGGGGGCUGCCAUUGCUGGACCAGCGUCGGUUGCGAAUCGAGAAGAGGAGGAUACAGCUGCGAGCCUCCGGACGGGGUCUGAACCAAUGGUCACCAGAUAUCACGCCCGCUCCAGAAACCCAGGAACCCUCCACAGCCCUUGUUCACCGUGCGUCCAGUACGACAGAACCAUCGACUGGUUCCAAGCGUGCCGCUGUAGAAGAACCAUCUUCCCCAGAGGCUCCGAUUAAAAGGCCUUGCAGUGACGUGGUUCGAGACCAAUCGGCAUCCUACUUCGACGAGCCCAAAAAGAGACCGUGGAAGGACGUCUACAAGGACCGCUUCAGAGUCGGCACCAACUGGAAGUACGGACGUUACUCGACCAGAAUCAUCAAAGGACACACCAACGGCGUCAUGUGCCUGCAAUUCGACGACCGCAUCCUCAUGACUGGAUCCUACGACGCCACUGUCAAGGUCUGGGACAUCAACACUGGCAAAGAGAUCCGAACCAUUACCGGCCACACACAGGGCAUCCGCUGUUUGCAAUUCGACGACACCAAACUCAUCACAGGAUCCCUGGACAACACGAUCAAAGUAUGGAACUGGCGGACAGGCGAGCUCAUCCGCACGCUAACCGGCCACUCCCAAGGCGUCAUCGGCCUACACAUGGCCGACAAGCUCCUCGCCUCGGGCUCAUCAGACGACACCAUCAUGGUCCACGACUUCAACAACUACCAACGCAUCACCCUCCGCGGCCACCUCGACUGGGUCAACAGCGUGAAAAUCGACCUCCCCUCACGCACCCUCUUCUCCGCCUCGGACGACAUGACAGUCAAGCUCUGGGACCUCGACACCCACCAGUGCAUUAAAACCUACGAGGGCCACGUCGGCCAGGUCCAACAAGUCCUGCCCCUCCCGCAUGAAUUCGAAAUCGACGAGGACGACUUUGUUGCUAAUGCGAAUAACGAUACUUCUGAUACCGCGUCCCUCGCUUCUGAUACUCCCCUCCCUACCCCCGCUAUCCUUGACGAAAACCCCCUCUUCCCUAACGACCCCACGCGUCCUGCGCCCCCGUCGUAUAUGCUCACCGGCUCCCUCGACGGCACGAUCCGCCUCUGGCAUGUGCCGAGUGGGCGCUGCGUGCACCGCUUCUUCGGCCACGUGGAGGGCAUAUGGAGUCUGGCUGCCGACUCACUUCGCCUGGUUAGUGGCGCGGAGGACAAGACGAUCAAGAUCUGGGACCCGCGGACGGGGAAACACGAGCGUACGCUAACGGGGCAUACCGGGCCGGUUACGUGUGUGGGGCUCAGCGAUGAAAGGGUCACGUACGGACGGACGGACGGACAGACAGACAGAGAGGGGGGAGACAACGUUGAAACUCGACUACACCACACUGUUUUUUCUACAAAGUACGACGACGACGACGACGGAAUCACACUGCUCUUCUACCAAGAACGGCGAAAUAUCUAUGUCUAUGGCUACGGCACAUCCUCGCUCUUGCUCGUCGUCCAUGUCGUCCAUGUCUUCUACGUCUUUGAGCGUGUCGUCAUCUUCGACUAUGAGACACACACGCCCCUCACCCUCAGUCCGGCUCGCGGAUGCGUGUGUACUGUGUUCGGAGCGUGAGGCGGAGUUGCUGUUUUUGAUGGGGUUUAAGAUUGGGAGGUUUGGGGGGUUGGGGUAGGGAUUUGAGGAGAUGGGCAGGGGGAUGGGAUGGGAUAAGCGUGUGUUUUGGUAGUGGUUUGGCAGAGUGGUCUUAUGUUUAGGAGUCUAGGAGGUGUUUACUGGCGUGGGUUUCUUCAGGGUUGGUGUUUUCAGGGUAAUAAGAGGGAGGCGACAUCUCGGGGAAAAAGAUCGUUGCCUACAUGUCUUGCGCAAAUGGUUGGGGUUUAGGUUAUCGUCAAGACAAAAGCCGAAGAGAAAGAACUUUCAUUAGAACAACGCCAACUAUACUGUCUGCACCAAAACCAAAUACCAUACCUAUCCC
Dothidotthia symphoricarpi CBS 119687 is the source of this 3215-nucleotide messenger RNA. Its product is annotated as WD40 repeat-like protein. Lineage: Eukaryota; Fungi; Ascomycota; Dothideomycetes; Pleosporales; Dothidotthiaceae. The coding region runs from base 452 to 2854 and encodes 800 amino acids. The transcript has 4 exons. The record is from RefSeq and is a predicted model, not a curated record. Gene Ontology annotation, molecular function: protein binding.